AUGCGAAGUGGAGAGGUAGAUAUGAGAUCUCGUCAUGCAGCAUGUCCUGUUCUCACUGGUGUGAAAUGGGUAACAAACAAAUGGAUUCAUGAACGAGGUCAAGAAUGGCGUCGUCCCUGCGGCCUAAACCAAUUUGAUCAGGAACGCUAUGUUGGUGAUUUAGGAGGACCGGAGCCAAGAUAUAAACCUAAUAUUAAAGCAGAUCAAUCAGAAUAA
Messenger RNA from Dracunculus medinensis (Guinea worm), 216 nucleotides. The record is from the annotation of a GenBank genome assembly. NCBI's taxonomy places the organism in Eukaryota, Metazoa, Nematoda, Chromadorea, Rhabditida, Dracunculidae.